Molecule: messenger RNA, 1618 nt
Organism: Danio aesculapii
Lineage: Eukaryota; Metazoa; Chordata; Actinopteri; Cypriniformes; Danionidae
Gene: ube2a
Product: ubiquitin-conjugating enzyme E2A (RAD6 homolog)
Exons: 6
Coding region: 171-629 (152 amino acids)
Biological process (GO): protein polyubiquitination; DNA repair; proteasome-mediated ubiquitin-dependent protein catabolic process
Cellular component (GO): HULC complex
Molecular function (GO): ubiquitin conjugating enzyme activity
Source: RefSeq, a predicted model, not a curated record
CCGGUCCCCGAGAGACGGGCUUAGAGAAAACAGGCAGGAGGAUCCAAGAGAGCGAACGGCUAACAGCAAAAUUUAGCGGAAUCUACGUCUCCUGAACCCAAAGAACUGAACAUUGUUCAAAGAAACUACGUCGAAACCUUAUGUUUACGCCUCGGUUCUCCAAUUAAGCCAUGUCAACCCCAGCAAGACGGCGUUUGAUGAGGGAUUUUAAACGUCUCCAAGAGGAUCCUCCAGCCGGAGUUAGCGGAGCCCCAUCGGAAAACAACAUCAUGGUCUGGAACGCUGUCAUUUUUGGGCCUGAAGGAACACCUUUUGAAGAUGGAACUUUCAAACUCACAAUAGAAUUUACAGAAGAAUAUCCCAACAAACCUCCUACAGUUCGGUUUGUCUCCAAAAUGUUUCACCCUAAUGUUUAUGCAGAUGGUAGUAUAUGUUUGGACAUUCUUCAGAAUCGCUGGAGUCCAACAUAUGACGUUUCCUCAAUUUUAACGUCAAUACAGUCUUUACUGGAUGAGCCGAACCCAAACAGCCCUGCCAACAGCCAGGCAGCUCAGCUGUAUCAGGAAAACAAGAGAGAGUAUGAGAAACGUGUGUCGGCCAUUGUGGAACAGAGCUGGCGUGACUGUUGACCCACCUUACAGUUCACAUAUGAACAAUAGUCCGCCUCAGCCAACGAGAGGAAAACCACCUUGCAAAGAAUAAAAUAAAACACAUGUUUUGAAUCAUUCUCCACUUACUCGGUAGAAUUGUCUGUUCUGUAGCUGUUGCAAGAUUAGAGUGCUGUUGUGUUGUGGUCUCCCUCUUCAUGCAGAACCUUAUCCUGGAAGAGGAUAAACCCUAAUUUAACAAAAGAUUGUGGCCGGGGUUACUUUUAUUUGGCCUGCCCUCGUUUCUUAUUACUUUGGUUGUAUAAUUUGCUCCUACACUGAUUUUGUUUUGGAUAUAUUAACAUGUUGGCUGCUGUUUUCAGUAUGAAUUCAAGUUUGAAGACUGAUUUUGUUGCAUCUCUGCAGGUGUCACAAGGAAACAAACAUUGAAGCAGGUUGGUAAAUUGUCUCGUAUGGAAAGCUUACAUGUUUCAGAAACAUGCUUUUACACUUGGAAGACCUGAUCUUUUAAAACCGAUGUGAGAUUUGUAAUGCAUCAAAUGUUGGGAAUGGUCCUUUUUUAUGAAGUGUAAGUGAUUUAUGUUCUUUUAAUGCAGCAGUCUGUAGUGGCGUUUAAGGUGUUGCCUAUUGACUGUGUGCUGAGUUGUUAGCAGUAAUUGACUUAAAGUACACAAUGAUCUGUGUGUCUCACAAAAGCCAGUGCAGAGCAUUACAAAUUGGCACUAUUGUGGUUUUUUUUUUUUCCCUUCUGUAUUCACUAAUUUGUGUCUGCUGCACCCAAGAUGCAUGGUUUUCUUGCUCGUUUUCUUAAGUUCCAUUAAAGUGCCGUUUGAUUUCUGACUUUGAAUCGCUUCUCCAACCAUUCUGGAUGUGAUGCUGUCAUGCAGAGUCCAUUUUAGCUAAUUCAAAUUGUCAUUUUUCUAAUUUAACAAGAGUGUCGGACUUGCACUAGUAUCCCAUGUAAGAAACUGUAAAUUUUCUCACUUCUUGUAAAUAAACAGUAAAAUAAC